ACGGAGCUAAGGUGAUUCUGAGACAUGAUCGCAAGGCUUAAGGCCCCAAGACAUCGCUAGCUUCUAUAGCGUCUAUCCUUGGGUAUCCUUGCCUAUGUUCGUACAUGCAGUACGUUUUCUCAUAAAAGUUGUGCUGGACAAACAUCCUAGCUGGAUCCCAGGAUUCAUUUCCCAGGAAUACAACAGAGAGGCGGACUUCGAUUGCUGCCUACCCUGCACUUGUUCGAAUCUCGAGGAAAAAUCACGAAUCAAGCGCUAUUCUCUGUGGAUAGUAUCUCCCAAAAUCAGAAAACUCUGAACGAGAAACUCCAAGCAUAGAAUCCCGCUGAGGUUCUGCAACCUCAGCGACCACGCAUAUGCCACCGUAAUUGCACUGUGUACAAACUAUCUAAGCCUGACUCGCUGAAUUGGAGGUACUUACAUCGACUAAACAAUUCGUCCCUGCCGUCGCAUCUGAGCUGGAAGUCUCUCUCAGGUGCAGUCGAGCUAAGAUUGAAGACAUCACUUUGAUACGUGCCCUCGCAUCGUAUCACUUUCUUACUUCAGGACUAUGGGUUGCGAUGGCAUACUAACACUGGACAGUGCGUGCCACAUAUCGUCGACAGGUGCUCUUCAGACAUGCAUUACGUCUGACAAUUAGUUCUACUUUGCAGGCACCUUCAGAUUGAUCUUUAAUCUACAGAGCAGGUUCGGUUACUUCGCCCACAAGAGGCUGGCCUCGGAUACUGUGGCCAUACAAGUUUUUGGAGCUUUUCACAAAGUUGUGGCAGAUCAUACCAAUGAAGCGUAUAAACGCGUAGAUGCCUUGUGACAUCAAACUUGAGAUACAGGUUAUAGAGAUGUUCUAUGUUCUGAAGAAGCACGGCGCAAGAUUGUAGAACAUACACCCAGCACCUGAGACACCCAAAGUACUGCUGCGUAAGCUGAAGAAACUGAAGGACAUACUUCACUCUGGUAGCUUUUCCUACUCUAAGGCUGUUGGCAUUUCGAGUAACAGAUGAGUAUGGCUGCUAAAAGACCGUAUCUGGCUGACAGUCCUUGGCAUAUCCUUCGGGGAUAUAAGCUGUGGAUGACUUUCUCUCGGAUGCACGGUAUUGUCAAAAAGUAUUAAAUACACGAGUGUGGUGUCACAUUUGAGCAAGUCGACUGAGAGUUCCAUUCGGAUGAUCAUAUGAUAAUCGAAGUCCUGCUGGCGACGGCUGUACAUGUUUGGAUGCCGGGAAUUCGUUUUCUGCCUCUAUGGAAUACCAAAGGUCUCGUGACUAUUUUUUUCAUUCAUGCGGGUCCUACAGAGUUUGUGUACUACUGGCUCCAUCGAUUUCUGCACACGGACUUUCUCUCCAAUAACUAUCAUCACCUCCAUUACCUGUCUGUGUACACAGAACCUGCCACUGCCGGAGUACAUUCUUGGAGGUUGUCCUCUAUGCUGGUAUCAGGGGUAUAGCCCUUUUGGACACCAUCUUCACAGGAGGUGCAUGCAAGCAUUAUCUACAUUUACUGGAUGACUUUCGAUAUCCUGAAGAAUAUGGCACACUGAAACUGCGACAUUGUUCCAGCUUGGGCUUACCGCACUCUUCCCUUUUUGAAAUAUACGAUGAUAACACCUUCGUACGUUUCUUACCCAUUCCUGCCCUUCCUCCAAACGAUGCUCAUGAUUUCAGUUCCUAUGCUCAUUAUUAAGGCGCCGCCACCACCUUUGUACACGGCUGGACUGAAGACUUCUCGAGCUCCACCCUCGUCACCCAGACCAGUCUCACCACCGUCACCACCACCUGCCCAGCCACAACAGCAACAGACUGGUCUGAAAUUCAAUUCUGCAGCUGCUCCAGCAGCACAACAGGGAACCAGCCUGAAGUUCACACCUUCUGCUCCAGUUGCUGCACCAAAGUCGAUUAUGAAGGUUACUUUCGCCGAUCCCGAACAGCAACCAGCAUCGACUGCCAAGUUAACUCCUGCUGCUCCUCAACCUGUUCCUCCAGCACAACAACAAACAGAUCUCAAUUAUUCCUCUAGAUCUCCACCUAAAUCACACUACACUCCUGCGGCUCAGAAUACCAACUCCACUUAUCAGCAGAGAUACCCUCAACCUGCAGCCGCAACAGCACCCCAAGUUCCAGGUUCUAAUUCUGCAUUUCAAGGUAUUCCGGGACAACAACAACAGUAGCAGCAGCAGCCUGCAUCUUCUCAACCGCAGUCUGGAGUGCACAAUUACAUGCCCGGAGGUGCACCGGGUUAUCCUCCAUCAGCUGCCGAUUACCUUGCAGCCAUGACUGCUGCUCAGAACAACAGCGCACAGCAAACAUUGGCCAUGCUCAGUGCAAUUCGGAUACAGAAGGAGCGAAGUAGCUUGGCUAUUAUGCAACAAAUUUUGCAAAGAAAUCGACAGCAAGGUGUGGAUUUCUCUGCAAUGCUAGGUAACACUGGAGUAGGAGGAGGAGGAGGAGGGGCUAUUGAUUUUGCUUCUCUACUGAACAAUGCCGGAAGUACUCCAGACUAUUCAGCUUUCCUUAAUGCUGCAGCAGCAGGAGGAGGGGCAAGCGGAAUAGAUUACUCCUCGAUUCUUGGAGGGGCAGCCGGUGGAGGAAAUGUGGACAUCGCUGCGUUUCUUGCCGCACAGAAUAAAUUGGGAGGCUUGGCUGGAGUCAUCGGCAACCUCGGGGGCCUGGGUCUUGGGUGAUACACUCGGAUGCAAUUGAGCCUUCCUUGCAACCUUCCCCUCUGUCAAUUCAAGCAGUCAGUCACUCAGUCUCAGCUAUAGAGUCGCAUCUGAUCGCUUCUCUGUUCGACACACCAUGGGGAUAUUUCAGGGCUCAGCAACACACUACACCUUUCCAGUUUCUGAAUGUUCGUUCAUGCUUCCAAGGCUCCUGAACACCGCUGAUCGAUUUGCUAGCUCGUUGUAAAUCAGCAGGAUGUCUUCCAGAAACUCAGUCAUGAUCGCAGUUUACAGGUCAACUUUCCUGGCAUCUUCAUGAUGACAUUUCACUCUGUCAGCGAGCUCGAACAGGCUUACGUAGGUGAAAAUUUCACAUACCCACAGCGCUUGCGAAGAAGGAUGCUAAAUCAGCCAGGGGGAUGUUUGCUCCAUAAUUCUGGGGUUAUAGAUUUUGUGAAAAAGGAUUCUAGCUAUUGUAUAUAGUGUUUGUGCAAUGAGCACAAAUUGUAGCCCAAGAGUUACUUGUUCAUGGCAAUAACGUUCAGUGACUGACUGGAAUCCAGAAGUCUGCGUUAUGUCGCUGCAUGCAAAGCUCGUGGUAUCUCACAGUCUCUUGACCUCGACAAGCGUUUCGCACUCUUAACCACACAUCUGAUCGAUUCCCCGUCCUUUUCUUCUCGUGUGAUUGGGAGAGCUUACUCUGAAGGGAACUUGACCUUGUAGCCACGUCCCCUGAAGGAACCUGGAGAUGGUGCUUGAAUAUUAUAGGUUCAAGGUCCAGCUUGUAGUUUGUAGGUUUAUUCCUGCCU
Molecule: messenger RNA, 3465 nt
Organism: Marchantia polymorpha subsp. ruderalis
Lineage: Eukaryota; Viridiplantae; Streptophyta; Marchantiopsida; Marchantiales; Marchantiaceae
Source: the annotation of a GenBank genome assembly